UAUUAUUGCAUCUGCGACUCUGAUCUCCACACUCGCUGCGGGUGCCACGAAAAGAGAAGCCGAAAAUAUUUUAGUCGAGUUCCGGAAAUCGGAGGAGUCCAUGAGAGAUCGUCUUUUCGUACUGCAAGUGUGGCGCAAAUACGAUCAGGAGACGGCCGACAAGCUUGCACGGCGAAAGGCUGGAGAAUACUUGGAUCCAGAACUGGCAAAAGUUUUGGAGGAACGGGAGAAGAAAAUGGAUCGGGAGAAACACGAAAGAGAGAAAGACAGGGACAAAUUCGGCAAUCGAUCAAAACGCUACAGGAGUGACUCGUCAUACCGCGGCGAUUCCAGACCGAGUACAUUAGAUCACGGAACCUAUCAUACCGGUGGACGUGGUGGUUUUGGAUACGGGUACGGCGGAGGAGGCUACGGAGGAAGUUAUGGCGGACACGGAGGAAGUUAUGGCGGACACGGCGGAGGUGGAAGUUAUGGGGGUCGAGGCGGAAGUUUCCGAGGUGGAAAACGACCGGGACCAGAACAAAAAUGUCAUCUCUGCGGCGAUCCAGGACAUUUUUUCAAACAAUGUCCAACAAAAAAGUAAUCAUUACGAUGCCAAUA
Messenger RNA from Daphnia magna, 600 nucleotides. Its product is annotated as keratin, type II cytoskeletal 1-like. The record is from RefSeq and is a predicted model, not a curated record. Gene Ontology annotation, molecular function: zinc ion binding; nucleic acid binding. Bases 101 to 583 code for a protein of 160 amino acids. NCBI's taxonomy places the organism in Eukaryota, Metazoa, Arthropoda, Branchiopoda, Diplostraca, Daphniidae. The transcript has a single exon.